Molecule: messenger RNA, 969 nt
Organism: Entrophospora sp. SA101
Lineage: Eukaryota; Fungi; Glomeromycota; Glomeromycetes; Entrophosporales; Entrophosporaceae
Source: the annotation of a GenBank genome assembly
AUGAAUUAUUAUGAGAAUGUUUCAUGUGAGAUCGAAGAAUUCAAAGAGUUCAUAAAUAGUUAUAGUGGCAGUAAUAAUGAUAAUAUCAAAUUAUUGUCAUUUGAUCACAUAUUGAAGCCAAACAAGAACAUCAAUGGCAUUAAUAAUAAUAAUUUACCAAUAAUAAUUUUAUAUUCUGAUUUAAAUUCUUUGGAUUUCAUUUAUAUUCAUAAAUAUUUGAUAGAUUUAGUUAAUGAUAAUAAGAUUAUUUACAUAUUAAGAUAUAAGCCUUUAAUAAAUAAUAAUAAUAAUAAUAACAAAGAAUUAUAUUUAUCAGGAUAUGGGGUAGAAUUAGCAUUAAAGCAAACUGAUUACAUUGUACUCGAUGAUAGAAACAUAAAUUCAGAAGAUGAUAAUAGCAAUAUUGAAGAUAAUAAGAUCGAAGAUAAAUUGAAUGAUAAUUUAUUUAGUGAAGAAAUUUCUGAAAUUGUGCCAUUGAAAUCAAGUGAAAUCAAAGAUUUUCCAAAAUAUUCAUAUUCCAUUUCGCAAUUAACAUUAAAUACAUCAAUUGUAAAAGAAGUAUCAUUAAAUCAACAUUAUAUUACUAAUGAAAAUAACAUUUUAUGGUUAAAUGGAUUGAUUUUAGAUCAUAAUAAUAUUAAUCCAUUCAGUCCUGGUGUAUCAAUUGAACUGUUGACUUUGCAAAGUAAAUCAGAAUCUAAAACAUCUUUAGAUGUCACAAAAGGAUUGUUUGAUGUUAGAGAUCAGUCAAAAAAUUCAAAUUUAAUUGUUUGGUUCAACGAUUUUGAAAAAGACGAAAAAUAUGAACAUUGGCCAUCUAAAAUAUUUGAGAUCCUUAGACCUGUUUAUCCUGGACAAAUGAGAUUUCUAAAGAAAAAUUUAUUCACAACUUUAUUUGUACUUGAUUUAUCUUCAGUGGAGAGUCUUAAAAUAUUAACAGAACAAAUUAAAUCAUAUAUUGACAAUGAU